AGUCACUUCAGUGGCUCUGGCCACGAACAGCAGCCAACUAGCUAAAUAUGUGUGUGAAAUGAGGAGUCAGCAUCACAUCAUAUGUUUGGAUGAUUCUCUGAGGAUGUCAGCUUCACGGAUGAGGCGAUUGAUGAGUGUUUCUGUCGCAGACCCAAACAGACGAUGAGAGUUGACAGCUGCUUCUCUCCAGAGAUCCAUGGCUCUUGGUGAUGACUCUUCCUGCUAUGGGGCACUCAUGAACAAGGCGUCUGCUCGCUGCGGGCGGGAGUAUGCUGACUGCCUGUCAGCAUGACGCCGUUGGACCUGUGGCUGUCUCGCUCCAUCCCCAUGUGUCUGCUCCUACAGAGCUUGGUGCUCAUGGUCCUGUGCUUUCCGUCUGCAAGCACCUGCCCCAAGGGCUGCACCUGCCAGCGUUCUGAAAGCCCCCCUCACGGGCUCAACGUCACCUGUAGUCUAUCACGCUUGAAGGAGAUCCCACCUGAUGUCCCGUCAGAAACUCAACUGUUGCAACUGGACCGGAAUCAUAUAUCGCUGGUGCCCGAUCGCAUCUUCCACGGCUUAAGGAUGCUCCGGAGGCUUAAUCUAUCACAUAACGCCGUGGAGACGCUUGGAGAGGGGGCGUUUAUCGGUUUGGAGGGAUCUCUUGAAGUGUUGGACCUGUCCCACAACCGCAUUACUAGUGUGCACAAGGAUGCAUUUGCACGGUUGAAGGCGCGUGUGAUUGUGGACAAUAACCCUUGGCACUGUGAUUGCGCCCUUCAGCAGGCACUUGGCGGCAUGUCGCACAAUCAUGAAGCCGCAACGCGUGUGCUGUGCCGUAGCUCGGAGCUUAGGGACCAGGAGGGCCAGCCGUUUCUUGCCGUAGACGCAGACUUGUGCAACCUUGCGAAGCGGACCACCGACUACGCCAUGUUGGUGACCAUGUUCGGCUGGUUUGCGAUGGUUAUUUCGUACGUUGUUUACUAUGUACGGCAGAACCAGGAGGAUGCAAGACGACACCUUGAGUACCUGAAAUCACUUCCGAGUAAACCCAAGAAACCGGACGAACCAGAGGACAUUAGCACGGUCGUGUGACGUUGCAAAGCAAGAGGACGUUCAAACCACCCGGUCGCAAUUCCAGAGACUAAUCCCAGGAUGUUGAUAAAUUGACGCAAAUGGUAAAUGUCGUCCAACGUACUACACCUGUCUUCUGUUUUCCAAUAUGCUUUCCUGUUUCUGAGUGUAUAUUUAGAACACUUUGUGAUACACUUCCAACCCUGUGUCCUUCUGGGAAAGUCUUUUACUUCUAGUUGGCAUUUAAAUAAUCCUGGAACAGGUUAAAUGUGGGCAAGGAGGAGGCGGGAACUGGCUGAACAGUCAAAGUAAUAUUUAAUUUAAACAAAAAGACACAAAGAUAUACACACGGCAGCUGCAUGUGGCUCUCUCUCUCCCGAACUGCCACCAUCCGCUGCACUUAUCCCUCUCCUCGGCUGAUUAGACACGGCCCAUCCCUGCCCUUCUUCUUGUCACAAAUCCCUUAAAAAUGGUCAGAACCCACCAUUCAAGUGAGAACCUUUCUUCAGGCAUAUUGACACGAGUAGUUUUCUACAGUAACUAUUAACUAUCAAGCAAGACACAUCAUAAAAAGAGCGGCAAUUGCGCUAAUGACCAGUACAGGUAUUUUGAGAAAUUACAUCUCAGGUGCAAAUGUUGGUAGACUCCAAUGAUUUGUAAAAACCCUACAAAUGUUUUGAUGCUAAGUUUUGUAAGACAAACGAUAAUCACGGCAUGUCAAAAAUGCACAUUAGCCACGCGCGGCAAUCAUUUUACGACCUUUAAAAUACGUAACUUACCCUUUAUUAGCAAAAUGACGUAAAAUGCAUUGUUUCUUCCAACAUUCGGAAACUAUUAAUGUGAUCCUGUGCAUUUUUAUAUGAUUUCCGAAAUCUUUGUUAAAUUGUGAUUGUUGAAAAUGUAGAGCACAAGAGUGCUGGUAACAUUACUUGUGAGGCUCUUUGUUAAUGUCGUAAGUCACCGUGCGUAAAAAGGCUCGUGAGCCCAGUGCUAGUCAUCUAUCGUGCAAGAUGGUUUCAAUGACUAAUGUGUUUUCGUGACAGAAAUUAACCUUAAGUAAAGCUCCACCCCUGAAACCAAUCUUGUUCAACCUUUGAUGUCCGCAAUACCUCUCGAAUUAAGAGGUAAAUUAUGUAAUUAAACUAGUUGAGGGGCGUUGGCAUCCCCUGCCACUCUGAGCAAUCGUGGCAGGGCUGCCAGCACUCAGUGAUAUUAUUGUGUGUGUACAGUAAUGUGCCAGGCCAGCUAUGAGCAGGAAAUUACAGCUGUCACUCUGUCACUGCCCUCGAUCUUAUGGCUGGCAGCCAAUUCAGCAAAGCGAAGCCCCAAGAGAACCAGAAGAGAGAUGUUAGGAGAAAAGAGAGGAAAUAAUAACAGGAUGUUGGUUUUUCUCAUUCUGCAUGGAAAGGAAAUCAGGGCCCUUACAAAAAGGAAGUGUGGUGGUUGCAUGGUAUAGUAAUAGUUUCAGAUGGCAAUACCAUGGUACUGAAUGAUCAUACUUUUCGUAUAUCAUGGUAUUUACAUGGAACUCCAAUUUAACUUAUCACCAUAGUACAAAAUACUGAAUGACUAUGAUUUUCAUAUACAGUACCAAGGCAUUGAAAAGAUACCCCAAGGUGCUUUAAAGUAACACCAUGAUGCAUGUCCAAAAACAUGGUAUUACCAUGGUAAAUGCACCAAAUGCAAUGGUACCAUUUCUAAAACACAUGGUAAUGUACUGAAUGAUUCAGAUUUUCGUAUAGGCAUUUAGUUACUCCAAAUGGUCUCUACUUAUGUAACUAAAUGCACCAAAUUACAUGGUACAGAAUGCACCAUAAAUGCACCAAAUACCAUAUGUCCAGAAUACCUUGGUGUAUCCACAAACAUGGUAAUAAUUGACUAAACCAUGGUAUUUACAAGGUACCCCAAGCUGCUUCAAACUGUCUUAGUUAUACCAUAGUGUAUAUCCAGAAUACCAUGGUAAAUGGUCUACACAUAUAUAGCGCCUUUUUAACCUUAAUGGUAUUCAAAGCGCUUUACACUGUGACUCAUUCACCCAUUCACACACACUCACACACCAAUGGCGGCAGAGCUGCCAUGUAAGGUGCUAGCCUGCCAUUGGGAGCAACUUGGGGUUCAGUGCCUUGCCCAAGGACACUUUGGCAUGUGGAGUCAUGUGGGCCGGGAAUCGAACCGCCAACCCUGCGAUUUGUGGCCGACCCGCACUACCAACUGAGCCUCAGCCGCCCCCAGUAUAUACACUAUGGUAUAUACACUAACAUGGUAAUACUAUGGUACUGAAUGAGUAUGGGUUUCAUAUACCAUGGUAUUUACAAGGUACUCCAAGCUGCUUCAAAAAAAAGUUGGAAAGACAUGGGAAUAUCAUGGUGCUGAAUGAUUCUGAAUUUUAUUUUCCAUGGUAUUUACUAGUAACUCCAAGGUGCUUCAAAGAAUACCACGGUAUUACCAUAGUUCAUGUUCAAAAACAUUGGUAUUGCGAUGGUAAAUUUGGACCAUGUAUUGAAUUGUCAAUUAGUACCAUUAUGAUGGUAAAUGUCUAAAGUACCAUGUUAUUUCCAUGGUACAAUGCACCCCAAAUAUUCCCCCUAACUGGGGGUUUUUCUUCUCCUCCAUUUUUUCUUGUUUUUAACCAAACGGUGAUUACAUUUGAAGGUUAUUGCGGUAGUAAUUAUGACAUAUGAUCACAGAUAUAACAUUGGUUCAUCAGAACGCUUCAGUGUUGACACAGGGCUUGUCGUUUGCGUAGGAAGGUACCUGAAAUCCCUUUAAAGAUUCGUGUUAGAAUGUACUAAUCUAGACUUGCCUUGUCUAACUGUGUUUGUUCACGCUUUAUUGUGCUGCGAACGAAAGAGCCGUUUUCACUGCUGUGUCUCCACAGAGAAGCACGCUGUAGCCAAGGACAGGGGGAGAGAUUUUCUAAGUGCCUGAAAUACUCGUCUAUCAGUCUCUCAUUCUUCCAGCUACCGAUAACUUUGCUUUGAAACGUUCUGUUCAGUGUUGGCUAACUCAAGUCUACCGGCCCAGAAACGGGACACGACUUUAUUGCACAAAGAUAAAGGAAACUAAUGAAGUUGGUAACGGAACAAUCGUUGUUUUGGUGUUUAAAGUGACACUGAUAUGUGAGGUUAUUAUUGCACUUUCACAUGAGUCGCGUCAAGGCUUUAGUGUACCUCUCGACACAAGCGUCAAGCACUUAAGAACUUAAGAUAUGCAGAAGAUCAGCCUUUUCUCUGUCUUGUUUUCUUUCUACGGCAAAACCAUCCACAUAAAGAUGCAUCAUACUAAUAGUUCGAAAGCUUGUAAAGCCAUGGCAAAAGGGGUUGCAACAUGGCACCAGAGGUAACUAACCAGGCACACCACAGUUGAGCAACAGGCGAGAUCUCUUCCAUGUAAAUCGUUGUUUUUGCCCUAAAAGAAAUUGCAUCUAGCAACAGGACUAUUGCGUCGCUCUGGGUAGCCCCGUCCACAUUGCUUCAAAACCACUGUAUUGAUUGGAUGCAAUUAUGUCAAUUUAAUACUAACUAGCUGGGAUAUCAGAACAGGUAAUAUUUCGGAUUGGCGCUUCGCUCCAUACAGUUCAGAGCAUUGGGAAACAUUGACGCAAAUCAUGUGAAAGAAUGUAUAGAGCUGUGUCAUGUGUUUCUGCCCAUGUUAUAUACGUUUGUUUGUUUUUUAAGGUGAUUUCUUGAUGUAAGUGUGUAAUUGUUUUUUAUGCUUGGAAUACAUGAAACUGUCAAACAAGUUACUUAUCAUGAAGAGGUAAAACUGGAGAGCAACCAGUGGUACGUCACAUUGUAAACGCAUGAUGUAGAGAAAACGAAAUAAAAGAUUCAUUCACACUGU
Xyrauchen texanus (razorback sucker) is the source of this 4896-nucleotide messenger RNA. It is a transcript of the gene lrrc3b, whose product is annotated as leucine rich repeat containing 3B. The coding region runs from base 289 to 1074 and encodes 261 amino acids. The record is from RefSeq and is a predicted model, not a curated record. NCBI's taxonomy places the organism in Eukaryota, Metazoa, Chordata, Actinopteri, Cypriniformes, Catostomidae. The transcript has 2 exons. Gene Ontology annotation, molecular function: protein binding.